ACAGUGACAUAUUUGUUGAGUACGGUUAGCCCUGUUGUCACUGCCAUCAUACUCUGGGGAGGGUAGAGAUCUAGAAGGGAACAACAUGGCCUCUCUGGCAAGGCUGCUGUGUUUCACCCUGCUGAGCGCCAUCGCGACGUAUGUGGAAGGACAAGAUAUAAGCCCGGUUGGAACCACCCUUGACCCAGAGGUGGCGGCUAAGAUCGCUAACAGCCUGCCGUCCAUGAACAACCUGUACGUGGCGCUGAUCGCAACAGGGUCGUUCCUGGUCCUCGCAGUCACAGUCAUACUCAUCAACCACUUCAGAUUCGAGAGUCGACAAGCACGGAAGGCCAGAGCCGGAGGGACGAUCCAAGACGACGUCCCGACGACUGCGACCGAGGAGCCCCAACAUGUAUACGACAAUGUCGGCAUGGUCAACGAGCGCAACACGCCGGUAGAGGUCACCCAACUGUAGACGAACAUGGAACUUCAUUGAAGACUUAGUCUUACAUACAUAUAUAGUACAUCAUAGAAACUAUUGUUAAAGUGACAAAACAUAGCCGGAAUGACACACAAACUUUCAUCUCGUUUCAUAAUUUGCAACACGUAGCUUGUGUUUUCGUAAUUUUUAAUUGCCGCUGACAAUUCAGAGUAUCACUUCACUUCAUUAUCAAUGUCUUCAACGCUUGAUUCAAACAAAUUAAAGUAGAGUCGUAAAUUCGUAUUUCGUGUCCAUGUGGGCAGGCUACCGAAUACGUGUAUAUUAUAUGUAAAGUCUUCAUCCACUAGCACUUCUGUGGACAAACAUUGUCAAUGGCAAGAGUGUUUUUUUUAAAGUCAUAUUAUGGGCAAUUAAAACUGCAGAAGAAAAUUUCCCUUACACGAUGCAGCCUGAGAAGGGCUACACAGACCUGCAUUGCGACAAAACACGUAUCAAACGCGAAAAAUAGACGAGUAUUUUGUCAAUGUAACAAUAGUUGUACUACAAUCAAUGUACAUUGUCGUCAUUAAGCGGAAAAUCAAACCAAUUCUAACCUAACGAAAGGAUCUGUUGAAAUAUUUAAUGGUUGAUAAUAGAGUACAAUAAGCAUGCAA
Molecule: messenger RNA, 1077 nt
Organism: Branchiostoma floridae (Florida lancelet)
Lineage: Eukaryota; Metazoa; Chordata; Leptocardii; Amphioxiformes; Branchiostomatidae
Exons: 3
Coding region: 86-457 (123 amino acids)
Source: RefSeq, a predicted model, not a curated record